AUGCCCUCUGCAGUCCCCAAGCCCACCCUCUUUCCUGCACAGACACCAGAGACUUUGCUGGCUUUCCAGUUCUCCUCCUGGUACCCUCGGUUCUCGAGUCUCAGCAUCAAGUCCACUGUCAUCCGCCCCCUCAGUCAGGAGUUCCGCGAAUACCUCGACUCGGACGGCGUCUUCGUUCCGGAAGGCGCGGAAGGAGUGCCAGCUGAAAGCACGCUUUCGGACGACGAAGACUCCGGCGCAGACUCCGAUGAAGACGACCAGGACCGACGCCGCUAUGCGUUCCCGGAACUAGAUGCCAAGAUCAGGGAUUCUGUAGCAAAGUAUGGUGCCGUCUUCCCCAAGCUAAACUUCUCGUCCCCUCGAGACGCUGCAUGGAUUUUACCGGCGUCUUCACCCCUCAAGUGCAUGUCCCCAGCGGAUGUGUAUCUCUUACUCAAAUCGUCAGACUUUGUUCAGCAUGAUCUUGACACAGAACGUGUGUUCGACAGCUGCGAUCCUAAAGCCAUACAGAGCCUUAGCCCAAGCUACGAACUGGAGCUUGUCCUGCGGAAAUGGUACCCUGUGGAUCGGAGCCGGGAGCUCAGAUGUUUUGUCCGCCAGGAAGUGUUGAUAGGGAUUUCGCACCGCGAUCCCAACUAUUAUGACUUCUGGAACGAAGUCACGACACAAGACAAAGUGAUUCAGGCAAUGGCAGAUUUCUGGGAGGCCAACAUCAAAGGCAAAUGGCAGGAGACAAAUGGCGACUACACCUUCGACGUGCUGCUCACACGCGACCUUACACGAGGGCACAUCGUCGAUUUCAACCCGUACGCACCGCGCACGGAUCCGCUCCUCUUCACAUAUGAGGAACUGCAUGAUUACCUGCUCUCGUGCGGGGCAGCCCCGACGCGGCUGCCUAUACUGCGCGUUGUGGACUCGCCGAGCCACCCUGCCGCCACGCGCAAUGCGCCUGCGCACCAGCAUAACAUGGUCCCCUUUGAGGCGCUGGCGAUGAGUGACGGGCGGAGUGUGGAUGAAUUUGCAGGGGCGCUGCAGGAGGAGAUCCGGAAUCUAAUGCUAGAGAGAGACAAUGCCUGA
Messenger RNA from Postia placenta MAD-698-R-SB12, 1077 nucleotides. RefSeq lists its product as hypothetical. The transcript has 5 exons. NCBI's taxonomy places the organism in Eukaryota, Fungi, Basidiomycota, Agaricomycetes, Polyporales, Adustoporiaceae. The record is from RefSeq and is a predicted model, not a curated record. Gene Ontology annotation, cellular component: cytoplasm. Bases 1 to 1077 code for a protein of 358 amino acids.